Molecule: messenger RNA, 2199 nt
Organism: Knipowitschia caucasica
Lineage: Eukaryota; Metazoa; Chordata; Actinopteri; Gobiiformes; Gobiidae
Source: the annotation of a GenBank genome assembly
AUGCAUCAGGUAAAUAGCGACGGCCUCGAGACUGAAGAGAGGGAGAUGAGUACUGCUCUUGGCCAGUCUGCCCCACUCCCCUCGAGCAUGGAGGCAGGUAUGGGACGGUCUGUGGCGAUGCUGGGGCUGUCGGCGAGUGUCGGGGGAGCAGAGAUGGAACUGCAAAAGAUACUGAUUGAUGAACGGAUGAAGAGUGAAAACCACAGGACCAACUAUCAGACACUCAAGGCAGAGCACACCAGUCUCCAAGAUGAGUUCACCAGAGCACAGCAUGAUCUGCGGCGGUUGUUGAGUGACCGACAGACUCAACAGGAGAGACAGCAGCUGCUUUUGGCUGAGCUCAGAGGAGAACUGCUGGACAAGACCCGGGAGCUGGAGGACCUGCGACUGCAGAUCAUGACCCCUCAGCGUCUGGAGUUGCUUAGAGCUCAGGUCCAACAGGAGAUGGAGGGCCCCAUCAGAGAGCGCUUCAACAAGCUUGAAGAGGAGGCGGAAAGAUACAGGUCUGAGUACAACAAACUGCGGUACGACUUCACGCUUCUCAAGUCUCAGUUUGACCAUCAGCAGGAGGAGCACUUCAGGACCCUGGAGGAGCGCAAGAUUGUCUAUGAAGCCGAGAUUUGUCGCCUGGAGAAGGACCGGGAGGACCUGGUGGCUCAGUUCCAGGGCGUGGACCCCCUGUGUGACGGUAAGCGUGUGGAGGUGCUGCUCAGGGAGAAGGCCCAGCUUGUGAUGCGGCUGAAGGGGCUGCAGAUGGAGGUCACCGAGCUCCGGGCCCAGAGGGAGAACUCCGGGCAACAGGCAGAGAGUGUGCAGCGCAUUCAGGUUCGGCAGAUCUCUGAAGCCCAGGCUGCUGUCAAGACUUUGGAGGCAGAGCGUCAGUCGUUGCGUUUGCAUUUGGAGCGAGUUGAGACUGAACUGAAAUCCACUCUCGAACAGAACUCUGAUCUCACAGGAAAACUACACAAAGCAGAAAGAGAAGUCAACUCUCUCAACUGCCAGAUUGACAGCAUGAAGCAUUCUCACAAACUGGAGCUGGCCACAGUGAAACUUGAGUGUGCUCGGUCCAAGGCAGAAGUGGAGCGGGACAAGGAGGCGCUCCAGGCCCAGAUCGAUGGUCUGCAGUCAGAUGUAGAGGUGCUGAGGGUGACUGUGGAGCGACAUAAAGAAGUGUUGGUGGAGAAGGAGCGCGAGGCAGUGAGGAGAGUCCAGGCGGCUCGAGAAGAGGACUUCAGGACCACUGCAGUGCUGCACGAAGAGAAAUUGGAAUUGGAGAACCGUCUCGUUACGUUGGAGCAGCAGAGGGCGCUGUAUGAUUCUGCAGCUCAGGCCCAAAAAGAGGAAUGGGAGGAGCGGAUAAAGAGCAGCCAGCAUAGUGAGGAGGCGGUCAGGAGAGAGCUGCAAAAUCUCAGGUCAAAGCUUCACCAGCAGAGCCUACAGCUGGAUGAACUGGAAAGGCAGAAAGCAGAGGUUUCGGAGCUGAAGAGACAAAACCAAGAGCUCAGUAUGAAACUGGGGACACUGUCUCACACAGAGAGUGAGCUGACCGAGGCCAACCAGAGGCUCCGAGAAGCUCUGGACAAAACCCGAGAAGAGUUGAGGGGAUCACAAGCCCAGGCCGAGAGGAGCCAGCACCAGGCUGACAGAUCACUGGAGGACCGUCGCCUGGAGUGGCUUCAGGAGAAACACAUCCUUCAGGAGCGAGAGUCAGAACUGCAGCAGAAAUACAGUCAGCUCAAAGAGAGGCUGCAGAGGGCGGCCAACGCACAGAAGAAGAGGAAAACACUGACUGAGAACAGGGAGCGUAAACUUCAUGACAGAAUCCAGCUGCUUGAGGCCAAAGUCGAGGAGGUAGAACUGGAGGCCGAGGCUGCUAAAAAACAAGCGACCCACUCUGAGGAGCGUGUGCGGCUGAGUAGACAGCUCAAAGAGCUGCAGCGGCGGCACAAUGAGUUCCGGCAGCUCCUACUGGGGGGUCAGGGCUCCUUAAGCAUUGGCCCCCCGUUCAUGAGCUCGUCCCCCCGUCACAUGUUCACUGGACCCAAGUCAGAAGGAGCUGCCCCCAACAUCACAGACUCCCAACUCACAGACCUCUCUGUGCUUCGUCAGAGACUUUUGGAUUUGGAAAACGCACAAGUUGAACAAAUGGAAGAAUUGGCAGAUGUGGGGAACAGGCCCUCUACUCAGGGCGACUCCUAG